Molecule: messenger RNA, 7446 nt
Organism: Scophthalmus maximus (turbot)
Lineage: Eukaryota; Metazoa; Chordata; Actinopteri; Pleuronectiformes; Scophthalmidae
Gene: mecp2
Product: methyl CpG binding protein 2
Exons: 6
Coding region: 103-3303 (1066 amino acids)
Biological process (GO): negative regulation of transcription by RNA polymerase II
Cellular component (GO): nucleus; heterochromatin
Molecular function (GO): methyl-CpG binding; double-stranded methylated DNA binding; chromatin binding
Source: RefSeq, a predicted model, not a curated record
UGACGGUGGUUGAAAAUGGAGUCGGAGGGGGCGGGGUGCAGCAGGAGGGAGCAGAGAUGUUUGGGGGCUUUUUUUAAUAUAAAAUUAUUUAUUUAAAUAAAAAUGGCCGCCGUGGAGAGUGAAGAGGAGAGACUGGAGGAGGGUGAGGAGGGACCUGUCAACCCUCAGCUCCCUACCAGAGAAAGAGACAGGUCCCACAGUAAGACCAAGAAGGCCCGCAGGGAGCGUCGCCAUGCUGACCGGGGGACUGAGACCACAUCACCAGCCACGGCCCCAACGGCUGAGCUGCAGCCACAGAUGGGGGCGGAGCCACAGGCCAAGGUGUUGGAGCCAGUGGCAGGCCCCUCAGCACCAGGGUCGGAAUCUGCAGCCGGCAGUGAGUCUGCAGGUUCUCCCAGGCAGCGCCGCUCCAUCAUCCGAGAUCGCGGACCGCUAUACGAUGAUCCGUCACUGCCUGAAGGCUGGACUCGUAAACUCAAACAGAGAAAGUUUGGACGCUCCGCUGGGAAGUUUGAUGUCUACCUGAUCAACUCGGAGGGGAAGGCAUUUCGAUCCAAAGUGGAACUUAUUGCCUACUUCCAGAAGGUCGGCGACACGACAACUGACCCCAACGAUUUUGAUUUUACUGUCACUGGACGUGGAAGCCCCUCCCGUCGAGAGAAACGUCCCCCCAAAAAACCAAAGGUGGUGAAACCGUCGGGGCGAGGCCGUGGGCGGCCCAAAGGCAGUGGGAAAAUGCGGCAAGCCACAGAGGGCGUGGCCAUGAAGCGUGUGGUUGAAAAAACUCCAGGCAAACUGCUGGUCAAGAUGCCCUUCAGCAAGGCAGAGUCCUCCACUAGCACCACCUCCACUGCCUCAAAGGUGGUAUCCCCAGCCAUGGUGCCCAAGUCCCGUCCUGGGAGAAAAAGAAAAUCAGAACAGGAACUUCCACCGCCACCACAGACCGCCCCCAAGAAAAGGGGUAGGAAACCUGCCUCAGCUUCAGCAGCAUCAACAGUUGCUGCAGCAUCCACCUCCUCUGUAUCAACUGCUGGUAGCUCCACAGCUGGGAGCUACACCACAGCUGCCAUCUUAGCUGCCGAGGCCAAACGGAGAGCAGCCAAGGAGUCUUCCACCAAACAUGUCGUCCAGGAAACAGCUCUUCCAAUCAAAAAACGCAAAACGAGAGAGACAGUUGAGGAGAGGGAGAGUGUUCAGACUCCAACGACCACGACAAAGGACACUGGAAGGAAGGAUACUACAGAGGGGGAGGGUGGUAUAGGAGAGGGGGCUCAAACCUCAGAGCCUCAGCCCGCCCCCUCUGAGCAGAGCCAGUCACAAUUACAGAGGCAGCCUACUGCUUCAGAUGAAAGCCACUCACAUGGACACAAGACGCAUAAAGGGAGGAAGCACAAGGAGAAAACAGGGGAAGCAGCAGGAGAUGGAGGAAGCAGAGAAGAAGAAGUGGGUGAAGAUGUAGGUGAUAAAGGAGGAGAGGGAUCAGGAAGAAGUAGCAGCAGCAGCAGUAGCAUUAGCCCAUCAAAAACCCACAAAAGGAAGGACAGACCUCACAAACACCAUCAUCACCACCACCACCACCAUCAUCAUCAUCGCCACCAACAGUCCUCUGUAUCUACAUUGGAUCAGCCUCCUCUUCCCCGCCCCCCAGCCUCUGGACACCCAGCACCCUCCAGCCAGUCCAGGCCGGAAGUUGAGUCCCAGACUUUGCCUCUGAUUACCACCCAACAAUUGCAGCACACCCAGCAAACUCCUUCCAGACCACAGUCCAAAUCUGUUCCUCAGUCCUCGUCUGAACCUCGGCCUCCUCCUCCUCAAACACACCACCAGGUCCCACCCCAUCCCCAACAACAUCCCCAGACCCAUUCUCCCAGUCAGCCCCAAGCCCAGCCUCCAUACCCUGCAUCCCAGUCAUCUCCUACCAGGCAUGUCCGGCCCCAACAACUCCCACUCCAAACCCACAGUCAGCCCCAGCUGUCCCCCCAAAAAGCCCAGUCACAGUCUGUCCACUCUCCAGCCCAGCACCGAACCCAGCUUCAGGCUCAUCUUGCUCCAGCUCAGUCACUCCCUUCUCAAUCCCUAUCAAUCUUGCACGUUCAUCCACCCCAAACAAGGCAGCCACUUCCACAAAGCCAGUCCCCCACAGCGCCCCAACCUCAACCCCUGCCCAGGCAACAAUCUCAACCCCAAAGCCAGCACAGACAACAAUCUCAACCCCAGUCCAGCCACUCACUGCAGUCUCAAAUCCAACCCCAGUCAAGGACCCCAACCCAACUUCCAACUCAAUCCCAGUCCAGAACCCCGGCCCAAACCCACCUACAACUGCAGCUCAGAAACCCUGCCCAAAUGCAGCCUCAAAUUCAGCCCAGAACCCCAGCCCAAGCACAGCCUCAAUCCCAGUCCAGGACCCAAACCCAAAAUCAGCCUCAAUCCCAGUCCAGGACCCCAACCCCAACCCAAACUCAACCUCAACCACAGUCCAGGACCCAAACUCAUCCUCAACCCCUAUCAAGGAGCCAAACUCACCCUCAACCACAGUCAAGGACCCUAACCCAAACUCAUCCUCAACCCCAGUCCAGAACCUCCAACCAAAAUCAUCCUCAACCCCAGUUUAGGACCCCAACCCAAACUCAGUCUCAACCUCAUUCCAGGACCCCAGCCCAAUCUCAACCUCACCUGCAACCCAGGCAUCAAGUGCAGCCCCAACUGCAGACAAGGCACCCUCAGCAUGACCAACUCCAGACUCAAUAUAGACAACAACCCAGACAAUCUCUCUCCCAGCCUAGGCCAGCCCAGCCCCAAGCACAACCACACUCUCAGCGUGUUCAAACACAGCAGCCCCCCCAGCCACACUCUCAGAUCAGUAGACCCCACGUGCAGCAACUCUCAUCUCCCAGCUUAACCAGGACCAACAUUGUCCCUGCUCAACAAAACCAGAGUGAACAGCCCCAAGACCUGAGCACCACACGGCCUGGUCGAGGAAGUCUGGUGCCGAGCAGAGAGGUCAGCAUGGCAGAGGGAAGACGGGAGCCGGUCGUGACUUCAGAAAGCCGAGAGGUUUUAGGAGGAGAAAGAGGGUCAAACAGCAACUCGAGACCUCCCAGCUCCAUGCCUACAGGACCUUCUGGGGGUGCUGGGGUUGGUGUUGUCCAAGGUUCAGAUGGUAGGGCCAGGCUCAGGGCAGAGCCAGAGGCAGCAGGUGAGGGCAGGGAGCUCAGAGACAUUGUCCCUCAAUCCGCAGUCCCAUGCCCCAGCCGUGAGGAAACUGUUGAGUCACGGACUGCUGUCAGCGAGAGAGUCAGCUGAUUUGUUGGGCCAAUGAACAGGCUGACCGAUUAUUAGACUGACGGACUGUGUCAGCACCAGGAGGAGGAGGAGUGAGACUGGGCUGUUUGUUGAGGUUUCAUGUUUUUACACUGUUUUCAGAUCGGAGGAUAGCGUCACACAGAGCUGGUGGGACUGUCGCAGCUUCUGCUCUGUAGAUUUUGUCUGGAGACUUUAAAGUUUUGGAUCAGAAAACCGACCUGGACGGCCAUAGAGGAGAGAUAUAGUGUCUUUUUCUAGGAAAAACAAACAAAAAGGAAAAACUGAUAAAACAGCGUGUGUGUGUGUGUAUAUAUAAUCAAAAGGCAGCUGUUGUGUCCCGCUAGUCUCCGUGGGGAGGGGGGGUAGUAGUUUGGAACUAAAAACCAACGCUUAACAACCCAUUACUCUGAACGAAAUGUUACUUCCGGAAUAUAACCUGUUUUUUUCCCCCGUAUUUUGAUAGUUUAUUGUUUUGUCUCUGUUAUACAGCUUUAAACUGAUAUUAUUGACUGACAGUUCCUUAUUUAAAGUCCUGCUAUCAACUGACGGUCUCUUACUCAAAGUCCUCCUGUGGACUGACAGUCCCUUAUUGAAACUAGUCCUUGACUGAAAGCCUCAGAAGUGUUGUGGGGCGACGGUUUGCACCUUAUACUGGUUUCUUAAAAUCUCUCAUUUGUGUUCCUCCCUGUUAUCCAUUAAUCCCACAAUAAACAAAGGGGGGGUCAGUAAUGUUUUUCAUCCUCUUCCAGACUGCCCCCUACAGGUAGCCAUUCUGAUGAAUGAGUAUUUAUAUCUAAUUCAUGACUCUGCACAGACCUCAUUCUGAACAGUCUUUGUGAUUAUCGUAUGAAAUAUUUGAUCAACUUAAGGAAUUCUUGAUUUUUCAGAUCAGACACUGAAACUCAAAAUCAGAUGAGUCCAUUGUUUGACGAAAAAAACCUUGAGCCACUCAAUUGUUUUUCAACUAUUUCAGGCGAAUUGUUCUUCCAGUUUAGAGCUUCUUCCAUACUGGUCUUCAUUGAAUCUGUUUUUGUCCUCUUUUGUUUCCAAAGGAAGCCAUUUUAAUGUCAAACCAAAUCCACUUUUACAGUAGAUUCAUUUUAGUUUUUAGUCUUAAUGAAAGUGGGACAUGGACUCAUAGUUUAUUGUUUCUUUGUGUUGAACGUCUGGAACAGUUUGUAUAAUCAACUGUCUGCAUGUCGCUCAGAGACCCCGCAGGCCUUCAACCGGAGACGCACGUACGCAGAGGGUAUUACUGAUGGCCAUAUUGGUGAUGUCGGUGUUCUGCACAAGUAAAACCUUAAAGGAGGUGUGAUGCAGCUUCAUGUUGAGUCAGAUGAACUGGAGAAUGCAACACAAACCAAUCAAUUGAUCUGAAAACUAACCUAGUCUAUAAGUCCAGAUUUGAGAGUAAUUCAUGAGCACAGAACAAGCAAGAAUGGAGUAUAACUGAUGUUGGAAGCUGGAGGAACUGAGUGCAGUUCACUUGAAGAAAAGCAAUGUGGUGAAACAACACUGACACAGUUAGUAGAUAACUGUGAACCCCUCAUGAAACCUUCAGUUUUUCAUUUCCUUUUCUAUCCAUCCGAUCCAUUUUUUUCUGCUUAUGAGAUUCUGCACAGUGGCAGCAGGUUAAUUAGGAUGUUGCUGAUGUCCCUCUCCCCAGCCUUGCUUUCCAGCUCCUUCUGCUGUAACUCUGCUAAACGACGCCACCUUAGCUAUAAGGCAAAUGUGGCCAGUGGUAGAUUGUUUUAGUAACAACUCUGGAUCUUUAGCUGAUAUUUCACAAAGUCAAUGGGCCUCAUGCAAGAACCGUUUGUUCGAAAAGAUUUGUUCUUAAUUUGUGCAUACGAGUGAUUUAGGAGAACUUGCUGCAUUCACCAAUUUUGUCUUAUUAUAGAGAUAAAGUAAAUACAGGAAGAAGGUCCUGGUAUUCUUGCUCUUUCCUAAGAUGUAUGCAGCUACAUUGUUGGUGUCACUUUGUGUGUAUCUGGGAGGUUAAAAAGUAUCCCCGCUAGGGAUCCAGAUGUAGACAACGUAAAAAGAAAGACUCCCACUUACAUAAAAAUGAUUUGUCACACAAACAUCAUCAAAAACCCCAUGAUUACCGAAUUCCUCCAAUACUGAUCCACAAUCAGUGUCAUGUUCACCGUAGUACUGAGGCGCUGUGAUUGGCUCUUCGUCAGUGAAAUACACCCUGGGAGUUGUAGUUAACUCCUCUCCUUCAGUUUUUUUUUUUGCCACAACUGUAGAUCUGACUUUUGGAUCAAAGAUGUGGACUUUAUGUUGUUGUGAUGAGAACAUCCAAUCUAGCUCUGAGCUGUGGCAUCUAUGUGAAUCCCUCAGAUUUGAAUUUACAGCCUCUGUUUGGACAUUAAAGCAACACGAUGCAACUUUUUUACCUUAAAACAGCAUCUUCUAAAUGAUAGAAGAUAGAGUGGAACCUCUUUCAUUCCUAUUCCUCGCCCUGUUAUUGCUCUAUGUAACUUUGGUGAGUGGGUACAAUCUCUUGCGAGAAGUGCGUAACUGAUAAUUACGUAUUUACGAUAAUCUGGGACUAUCAGAUUGUAGGUUGCAUGAUCCUUUUCAAAUUGAUAAUAGGCCAUCUUCCACCUCAUCACGGUGUACGCUGAUGAUGUCAUAUUUUGUUGCUUGCGUUGCGAAAUUGAUGCUAGAACUUUUAUAAUUUAUUAUGGUUAAUUGAUUUACAUGACCUUUUACCUUAAAUUGUACAGAUUUUAGAGAUAUGAGGCAUACUCCAGGAAAAUGACACCACAGUAAGUAAAAAUACCUAUGUAAGCACUGGAGGGCCAAUUUUUAUUGCAGAGUUCAAAGGGUUAAAUUCCCGGAAUCUGGCCUAGGAAGUUUAAAAGUAAUGCUGACCUGUAGAUCAGUUAAAAGGUCUGAAAAACCAGUGUUUCUCUCCAAUAUUAAGCUAGAAAAUGUUUAAAAUACAGAGAGUUGUGACCCGAGUUCUGUCUAUUUGUUAAAACAGCAGCUCUUCAGGUUCAGGAAGCUGGGGGUAAGAGCCAGCAUUCAGUUGAGUUUCAAUUCAGUGCGUGGGAAUACACAGUCAGAGCUCUGUGCAAAACAUUGAUAGGCUUUGUUUUUCUACACAAAAAACACUUGGACUUAGUUCACACAUUACUUUCAGCCUGAUUUUGAACUCACCAACAAAUUUUUGAACUCGCAGACAAAAGCAGCAGAUCUGAGCCAAAUCAUAGUUCAAGAGGCAGUCACAUAUUGCUAUGUGUGAGCUCUUCAAAGAUGUGAUUCAAGAGGCUCGCCAACGUUUCACCUCUUCCAAAUAAAUUUCUAGCAGGCAAAAUAUCUAGAUGAAUCUGGGACAACUCCAGCCUAUCAGAGCGCAGGACGGGGUGAGAUUAAAAAAAGGCGAUAUAUAUAGUCAGAAACCCAGAAGAGGAAUACAACAUCAUCAAGCAUAGCAGAGAGCAUGGCUACUAGAAUGGUCAAUUUCUAAUAAUUUCUGGGGGGGGGGGGAGUCAUUUAGUGUGAACUGCCCAGUGAUCCAACCACUUUGAAAGUCAUGUAGUCUGAACUUGGCAUUAAUCACUGGGACACGGAGACCAAAAGAAUUUAUCACCACAUGUCGUUGCUGCUCAGUAAAAGUUGCACCGUGUUGCUCUAACGUUCUUCAUUUCCAGCACUUUAACACAAAAAACAACAAACGAGUGAAUGUUUUAAUCCUGAGAAUUAACGUGCCUCGUUUUUUAAGUCCACGUACAGUCGCCUUCAUGGUGAUGUCAUACAGGUGAAGUUUGUCUAGGCCUGAGGCCACUCCCCUCUGCGUAUGUGUCGCUCCGUCAGCCGCCCAGUCGGAAAUCAAGUGUCCCUCUGUGAACGGACUUGCUCCGCAGGACUUGACCCGGCACAAGCCACAGUAACCAGCCACCAUAUUGCAUGUUCCAGAGUUUAGUGCCUAUAAUAUUGUGCGUCUUGCCAGAAGCCACCAUGUCAGCGGAGCCAUGUUGUGUUUUUAGACUUAGUAGUGACGUGUGGUGACCUCAUAGUUGCUGAUAUUGAGGAUGAAUAUUCUGCUUUUAACUCACUGUCGCUGUAGACAAACUAGUUUCUACCUGUUUUCUUAUUUUUCUUUCUAACUAAAAGCAUUUGUGUCCCUGA